GCCAUCGCACGCGACUCCAAUCCAUGGACGACGCCGACGCCGACGCCGACAUCGACACCGACGCCCUCCAAGCCCAGAUCGACAUCUCCUCCUCCCUCGCCGACGACCUCGUCUCCUCCUGGAUAAAGCCCAACCUCGCCUCCCCCGCCGCCGCGGCAGCACUCACCGAAGCCGACCUCCAGGAAUACGUACGUCGUCCCCACAGACUCGGUGUUGGGGCGCCCUUGCCCGAGGCGAAUGGUGUGAGCGGCAGGGACGGGAUGAGGCUGAAGGGGCAGCUGCUGGGCAACGGGAAGGGGAAGAAGCGCGAGCGCGAGGAGGGCGAGGCUGGCGGGGCGAAGAGGCAGGCGGACGAUGACGAUGAGGAGGACAGUCGCGCGGGGGCGAUCAGGAAAAAGGUCAAGGUGGAUCCCUUCGCGGCGGGGAAGAAGAAAAACAAGAAGCAGGGCGCGCAGGGGCAGAGCCAGAGUAGCCCGGCUGUGAAUCAAAAUCCUAAGGCUUUGGACGCGCCUUCGGACAGAGCGAAGGGAAGCAGUGCGCCUACCGUUUCUGUCGCCAAGAACGGCGAGCCCUCCGCUAGCGCGAAGAACGAGCGAGCGAGCGCGGUCAAGAACUCGCCUGCUGGGGCUCCCUCGGGAGCGUCCUACCCUCAAGGAACACCCCCCACAAUAUCUCCCAACGGAAAACAGAAAAUCUCCACCUCAGAAACGAAACUCGACUCACCCAGCCCCACCUCCGAACGAAGAUCCAACGGCCUCCCGCUGCUCAACCUCGACGGACCCCCUCCCGGCGGCGAAGGAAGUGAUCACGCGAAGAAGAAACGCAGGCGGAAGAAGAAGAAGAAUAAGGCGGGUGGGGAG
This is a messenger RNA of Gloeophyllum trabeum ATCC 11539, 860 nucleotides long. RefSeq lists its product as uncharacterized. NCBI's taxonomy places the organism in Eukaryota, Fungi, Basidiomycota, Agaricomycetes, Gloeophyllales, Gloeophyllaceae. The annotation marks the transcript as partial. The transcript is spliced from 3 exons. The record is from RefSeq and is a predicted model, not a curated record.